AUGUGGGUUCUCUUGCUAACCGCUGGUUCUUCUACCCGUAGGCUAUCAGAUCAUCACAAACGCCACUUGCGCCUACCCCUCCCUGUCCGGCGUCGACAUCCCAGGCAACUACGUGACGCAGGCCAUGCUCUCCUCCUUGAACCCCUUAGAGGCAGGUCCCGGAACCGGCUGGGCAAACUACAGCAGCGUGGUCGAGCAAGGGCGCGACGUGGUGCACUGGGGGGGGGGGGGGGGGUGUGGAGUGUCGUGGUAGCUAGCACGCUCGGCUUGGUCCUCGCUCUGUAG
This is a messenger RNA of Ascochyta rabiei, 285 nucleotides long. RefSeq lists its product as uncharacterized. Bases 1 to 285 code for a protein of 94 amino acids. The transcript has a single exon. The record is from RefSeq and is a predicted model, not a curated record. NCBI's taxonomy places the organism in Eukaryota, Fungi, Ascomycota, Dothideomycetes, Pleosporales, Didymellaceae.